Messenger RNA from Fukomys damarensis (Damara mole-rat), 3681 nucleotides. It is a transcript of the gene Pkn1, whose product is annotated as protein kinase N1. The transcript has 24 exons. Lineage: Eukaryota; Metazoa; Chordata; Mammalia; Rodentia; Bathyergidae. The record is from RefSeq and is a predicted model, not a curated record. The coding region runs from base 606 to 3614 and encodes 1002 amino acids. Gene Ontology annotation, molecular function: protein serine/threonine kinase activity; small GTPase binding; ATP binding. Gene Ontology annotation, biological process: protein phosphorylation; signal transduction.
CAUCCCAGACUGAGGGUCGGGGUACAGGGAGCCUCGGGGGCGCGGCCGCUGUGCUCCCCAGGACCCUUGCGUCCCUUCCCCUGCCCCAGCUUCACCUGGGCAGGUGCCCUGAGCGUCACCUGCCACCCCGCCCGCGGGCCGACGCCUCCCAGAUAGGCACCUGUUGGCGGAAGUGCCCGAGUCACCUCAUUAGGCUCCGGAACCGAGGACCCCCCCCCAAUCUGCCCUUCGAGCUGCAGAGGCUGCCCGGUGGCAUUUGCUUCCAGGUGUAGACUGCCCCUGUCAGCAGGGCGAGGAUGCUCCUGACCCUGGAAUCCUGCCUGCAUACCAGGAUGGCGGCCUGGGUCACCCUCCACCUGUGGCUCACCCUGUGCCACCUGGGGGGGUGUCACUUUCUCCACCUAUGCUGAACCGACCAGAGGACCCUCCCACCCUUUUUGGUUCCUGAUCCAAACCUGAGAUGUGUGGGGCUGGUGCCUCCCAAGCCAGUGCCUCUCCAUCCAGUCCAUUGUCCCAUGGUUGCUGUGUAACUGUGUUUUCGUCUCCUUUCACACCUGCCCCAUCCCCUCUGUGUCUUCCCUGUGUCCCUGUCCCCAGUCCCUCUGAUGGCCUGUCAGCCUUGCGGAGGAGCUGGGCGUAUCUGGUGUUGCAGAUCACACAAGGAAGAACCUACACCAUCCCUGGGCUCAAUGUCACAGAAGCUACCUCUGAACUCCCAGACAUGGCCACCAGCCCUCAGGGCUUGGGACAAAAUCCCUACCAAUAGGGAAGGACCGCUGUCACCUUUCCGAGCCUGUUUCCUCCCACAUAAGAGUGAGCCCUGGUCCCUGCUGGAGCACUUGGGCCUGGCAGGUGCGGACCUGGCGGCUCCCGGGGUGCAGCAGCAGCUGGAGUUGGAGCGGGAACGGCUGCGGCGUGAGAUCCGCAAGGAGCUGAAGCUAAAGGAAGGUGCGGAGAACCUGCGGCGUGCGGCCACUGACCUGGGCCGUGGACGGGGCCCGGUGGAGCUGCUGCUGCGAGGCUCCGCGCGCCGCCUGGACCUGCUGCACCGCCAGUUGCAGGAGCUGCAUGCACACGUGGUGCUGCCUGAGCCCACUGCUGGCCAGGAUGUCCCCCAGUCCCCAGGUGCAGGCAACUCUGCCUGCUUGGCUACCAACCUGAGCCUUGUGGCCGGCCUGGAGAAGCAGUUGGCCAUCGAGCUGAAGGUGAAGCAGGGUGCGGAGAACAUGAUCCAGACCUACAGCAACGGCAGCACAAAGGACCGGAAGCUGCUGCUGACGGCCCAGCAGAUGUUACAGGACAGCAAGACCAAGAUUGACAUUAUCCGCAUGCAGCUCCGCCGGGCCCUGCAGGCCGGCCAGCUGGAGAGCCAGGUGGUUCCAGAUGAGGCCCCAGGAGGUCCAGACCUGGGAGCGGUGGAGCUGCGCAUCGAGGAGCUUCGACAUCACUUCAGAGUGGAGCACGCAGUUGCCGAGGGCGCUAAGAACGUGCUGCGCCUGCUCAGUGCAGCCAAAGCACCAGACCGGAAGGCGGUCAGCGAGGCCCAGGAGAAGCUGACGGAGUCCAACCAGAAGCUGGGGCUGCUGCGCGAGGCACUAGAGCGCAGGCUGGGGGAGCUGCCCGCCGACCACCCGAAGGGGCGCCUACUUCGUGAGGAGCUGGCUGCGGCCUCCUCAGCUGCCUUCAGUGCGCUGCUGAGUGGGCCCUUCCCUGCCGCACACUACAGCACGCUGUGCAAACCUGCGCCGCUCACAGGGACUCUGGAGGUACGCGUGGUGGGUUGCAGGGACCUUCCAGAGAACAUCCCCUGGAAUCCCUCACCCUCGGGGACACCUGGGAUCCCUGACAGCCGCACCCCCUUCCUGAGCCGUCCAGGCCGGGGCCUUUACAGCCGAAGUGGAAGCCUCAGUGGCCGAAGUAGCCUCAAAGCAGAAGCCGAGAACACAAGUGAGGUCAGCGCUGUGCUGAAGUUGGAUAACACAGUGGUGGGACAGACAUCCUGGAAGCCGUGUGGCCCCAGCGCGUGGGACCAGAGCUUCACAUUAGAGUUGGAGCGGGCCCGGGAGCUGGAGCUGGCUGUGUUCUGGCGGGACCAGCGGGGCCUGUGUGCCCUCAAGUUCCUGAAACUGGAAGAUUUCCUGGACAACGAGCGGCAUGAGGUGCAGCUGGACAUGGAGCCGCAGGGCUGUCUGCUGGCCGAGGUCACCUUCCACAACCCUGUCAUCGAGAGGAUCCCCCGACUCCGGAGGCAGAAGAAAAUCUUCUCCAAGCAGCAAGGGAAGGCGUUCCAGCGAGCCAGGCAAAUGAACAUCGACGUGGCCACAUGGGUGCGGCUCCUGCGAAGGCUCAUCCCCACGGCCACGGCCACGGGCACCUUCAGCCCUGGGGCUUCACCGGGACCCGAGGCCCGGCCUCCAGGGGACAUUUCAGUGGAGAAGCUGAGCCUGGGACCCGACCCUGACAGCUCCCCACAGAAGGGCCCUUCAGGACCACUGUCCAGAGCGUCCAGCCUGGGUUCCCCAAGCCAGGAAAUGGCCACCAUUCCUGAGCUGCCUUCAGAGACCCAGGAGACCCCAGGCCCCAGCCUAUGCAGCUCUCUGAGGAAGUCUCCUCUGACCCUGGAGGACUUCAAGUUCCUGGCGGUGCUGGGCCGGGGUCACUUUGGGAAGGUGCUGCUCUCUGAAUUCCGAGCCAGCGGGGAGCUCUUUGCCAUCAAGGCUUUGAAGAAAGGGGACAUAGUGGCCCGGGACGAGGUGGAGAGCCUGAUGUGUGAGAAGCGGAUUCUGGCAGCAGUGACCAGCGCGGGCCACCCCUUCCUAGUGAACCUGUUCGGCUGCUUCCAGACACCAGAGCACGUGUGCUUCGUGAUGGAGUACUCGGCCGGAGGGGACCUCAUGCUGCACAUCCACAGCGAUGUGUUCUCUGAGCCCCGUGCCAUCUUCUACUCGGCCUGCGUGGUGCUGGGGCUGCAGUUCCUCCACGAACACAAGAUUGUCUACAGGGACCUGAAGCUGGACAAUUUGCUCCUGGACACCGAGGGCUAUGUCAAGAUCGCUGACUUUGGCCUCUGCAAAGAGGGCAUGGGUUAUGGGGACCGGACCAGCACAUUCUGCGGGACCCCCGAGUUCCUGGCCCCUGAGGUGCUGACAGACACGUCCUACACGCGCGCUGUGGACUGGUGGGGCCUGGGUGUGCUGCUCUACGAGAUGCUGGUGGGCGAGUCCCCGUUCCCUGGGGACGAUGAGGAGGAGGUGUUCGACAGCAUCGUCAAUGAUGAGGUUCGCUACCCCCGCUUCCUGUCAGCUGAGGCCAUUGGCAUCAUGCGAAGGCUGCUUCGCAGGAACCCAGAGCGGAGGUUGGGGUCCAGCGAGCGUGAUGCAGAGGAUGUGAAAAAGCAGCCCUUCUUCAGGACCCUGGGCUGGGAUGCGCUCCUGGCGCGAAGACUGCCGCCGCCCUUUGUGCCCAAGCUCUCUGGGCGCACAGACGUCAGCAACUUCGAUGAGGAGUUCACGGGGGAGGCGCCUACGCUCAGCCCGCCCCGCGACGCAAGGCCCUUGUCAGCUGCCGAGCAGGCCGCCUUCCGGGACUUCGACUUCGUGCCCCGGGGCUGCUAGCGCCCUCCCCACCCAUCCAGAGUUCUUAGUUUUUAAAAAUGCCUUUGGGGUUCGCCCUGUCCUUGCA